Molecule: messenger RNA, 2525 nt
Organism: Salvia hispanica
Lineage: Eukaryota; Viridiplantae; Streptophyta; Magnoliopsida; Lamiales; Lamiaceae
Source: RefSeq, a predicted model, not a curated record
UUUAAUAACUCUCCAUGUUCUCUCCCUUCUCACUUCUCUCACAGAGGAAACUAGCUUGCAUAACCAUAUAUACACACGCCCCUUCCAUGUGCUUCCGUAUAUCUGGAGACGAAGCUGAACUGUUAGCCUGAUUGAUUGAGAUUGGGAAAUACUGUGAAAGAAGGAAAGCUGAGAUCUUGUGGCAUUUCUGCAAAUGCUCUUCGUUUUCUACUGGGAAUCAAAUUGAACUCGGCUUGAAUAUUGAGUGUGCCAUUUCUUCAAAGGGGCUAUGGAGGCAGAUUGUUUUCACAGAUAGAGUUACCCUCAUUGAAAUUGGUACUGAGAUUUCGAGAUUUAUUUGGGAUCGAAUUUUGGAUUUUGACUACAAGGUUGACGAGGUGAAGGCCAUGAUCAUCAGCCUCCAUUUGCUUACUAUUUUGUUUGUUGCGGGAAAGCGUCCAAUGUCUCGCUGCUUUCCAUUUCCUCCACCGGGAUAUGAAAGAAAGCAUCUACCAGAAGAUGUGGUUCUGCUUAAAGAGGCUAAACCCAAAGAGCACAAAGAGAAGAAGGAGAAAAAAGAUAGGGAGAGGAAGAAAGACAAGGAAAAGAAGGAGAAGGAUGGAAAGGAAAAACACAGAGACAAGAAAGACCGCAAAGGGAAGCACAAGGACAAAAAAGAAAAACACAGGGAUAAGAAAAGGGAGAAAGAGGACCGGGGAAAGGAUAAAGAUAAAAGUAGUGUCUCGGAAGAAUCAACUGUUUCUAGGAAGCUUGAGGAAAGAAGUGGAGAGAACCUCCAACCUGAAUGGCACAACAAACAUAGCCGUUUUGAGGAUGAAGGGAAAUGUUCCCCCUUAUUGCACGGUCAAAAUGGAAAGAAGCCUUCACAGAGCAUCUUGCCCUCCCAAACAACCAAUGGAGCAAGAUCAGUACAGGAACUGAACGGGUGGAUCCAAGAUGAGGAAAAGGGUGGAGGGAGCCAGUUUCUUCAGAGAGUCGCCAAUGUGGGCAAAAGGGAUCAAGGGGCAGCACCUAGGAAUAACGAUGGAGGUAAGAGCUUCCAUGUUAAGAAAGUUGAGUUGCAAGGAUGCAAUGAUGGCGUGUUUACUGGAAAGGCGACGGUCCAAAACCUCGGAGUUGCCAAAAGUAAAAAUGAAGGGAUUCCUAGACCACUGGAAGUACAAAAUGACUCAAGGUUGGAGGACAAAGAGAAGUACAAGGAAGCAUGGGGUAAUAAUAAGCAGGGAGACAAACAGAAAGACAGGGAUAAGAAAAGCCAUAGAAAGGAUAAACACAGGGAGAAGGAGAUGAAAAAGGAGGCGGCUAAUGCAAACAUAGAAAACAAGAAAAGCGAAUCCCUAAAUUCCGGAAAAAAAUAUCUUGUUGAUGCUACUUUUGGUAAAAAUGAAAAUUUGCACGAGGAUGUUGUCGGUGCUGCUACUAAUGAAGCGAGUAUCAAGAAGCGGAAAGACAUGGACACUAAUGGUUUUCUUCAUGAUGGUGAAAUUAGGCCUAAUAAAGUUCAAAGGCUUUCCACAACAGAGAAUGGAAGAAUAUCCACUAAAUUCUCUUCUGGUAAGCAUAAUAUUCCAAACAAAGUUUGGUCGGAUCACGGUGGCCAGUUGAACAAUGGUAUAAAUGAAGCCAAGAAACCAUCUCCAUCUAAACCUAAUCAUCCUUCUGGUGUUAACAAGCUUAACCAUCAAAUUUUUGUACCUCCAAAGACGCCAGAUCCUGCUCCUAGCAAUGUAAAUGAGCCUCCCAAAAUGCAUAAAAUAAAGGACCAUGCUGCUGAAGCAUCAAGGAGGCCUCCACAUCCCGAUUCCAAGUAUCUAAGUCAGAUCUUAGCAGUUCCCACAGUGGGAGACUGGUCCGAGGAAGACGACCAAGAAUGGUUAUUAAGCAAAAACGGCCAUCCAAAUAAGCCCAAGUUAGAACCAGCCGGGGUCAAGGAAGAUCUGCAAGUAUGGUCUGAAGCUGUACAUAUCAAAUCAGCUGAUGUUUGUGCUCUGCCAUAUGUGAUUCCUUACUGAUUCUCGCUCGUUAACUGCUGGUUGAAGAGAGCCAGCCAUUGCCAGAGUUAUCCUCGGCAUCUGCCUCUUGAUAUGGCCGGGUACAAGGCAUCGAUGUUGUGCUGCCCCACCGGUGUCGCAUGUCAUGGAGAGAUACAAUAUUCGACCUGUAUAUUUUUGUAGCAUAGGUGACUUGGCGCUCGUCCUGUCCAUUCUAAUUUAAGCAAGUGCAGUUCUAGUUUCAUGUAUCCACAAUUUUGAUGUGCAACAUACAAAGUGGUGGUGGGCAAGCGACGGAGCCCAUAUAGGCCAAGUCGCCGCCAGCAGGAGCUUGGCCAUUGCCGAACCACAGGGUCAGGAGUGGAGCUAGGUGGGGUCGGGCAGAGAAUAAAUGGAGCAAACAUGGAGCUUUUGAGAGUCUCAACCAUUUUGUAUGGAUGAAAGAAGAAAUAGAAACAAUAAAUAACAACUUUAACAAUUUAUGUAUUAUGAAGUAAUUUUUUAACUUAAUGGAAGUAAUGUGUUUUUUGGGUA